This is a messenger RNA of Dicentrarchus labrax (European seabass), 4190 nucleotides long. It is a transcript of the gene gdpd1, whose product is annotated as glycerophosphodiester phosphodiesterase domain containing 1. NCBI's taxonomy places the organism in Eukaryota, Metazoa, Chordata, Actinopteri, Moronidae. Gene Ontology annotation, molecular function: phosphoric diester hydrolase activity; phosphatidylcholine lysophospholipase A1 activity. The coding region runs from base 162 to 1115 and encodes 317 amino acids. The transcript is spliced from 11 exons. Gene Ontology annotation, biological process: glycerophospholipid catabolic process; N-acylethanolamine metabolic process. Gene Ontology annotation, cellular component: endoplasmic reticulum membrane. The record is from RefSeq and is a predicted model, not a curated record.
CAGCAGAGGAGAGGACUCUUCAUCACUUCAUCUUCACACAAAGUAGCUUGUGUGCUCAGAUUCCCGGACACGCACUAACUCUCACUGGGACUAGCUAGGUUAGUCAACAAAGAAAAGAAAGAAAACCAAAACAAUUUGAUGACAAAGCUGACUGAUAGGAGAUGUGUGCUGCUGUGUAUGUGCUGUCCACGGUAACGGGCUAUGUGCUCACCUCUGCCCUGCUGCUGAAAUGCCCGAGUCUUUUGCACCGGAGGAAGCGACAGACUUUCCUUGGCAGACACAUUUCCCAUCGUGGAGGAGCAGGUGAAAACCUGGAAAACACCAUGGCCGCUUUUAAGCACGCUGUGGCUCUUGGCACUGACAUGCUGGAGUUGGACUGCCACCUGACGAAAGACGAACAGGUAGUGGUUUCACAUGACGCCAACUUGCAGAGGUCCACCGGCAUCAACGCCUACAUUUCAGACACGGCAUACGCUGAGCUCCCUCCAUACCUCUGCAAGCUGGGCGUAACUUUUCAGAGGGAGUGUUUCUGCGAGGGGGGAGAAGACAAACGUAUCCCUCUCCUCAGGGACGUUUUUGAUGCAUUUCCUAAUACUCCUGUCAACAUUGACAUCAAGGUCAACAAUGACACGCUCAUCAAAAAGGUCUCUGAGCUGGUUGUUAAGUACGACAGAGAGCAUCUGACUGUCUGGGGCAACGCCAGAAACCAGGUUGUAAAGAAGUGUUACAAAGAGAAUCCUCGUAUUCCCGUGUUGUUCAGCCUUCCCAGAGUAUUGCAGCUGUUAGGCCUCUUCUACACCGGCCUCCUGCCCUUUGUUCCCCUCAAAGAGCAGUUCCUGGAGAUCCCCAUGCCCUCAAUUAUUACCAAACUUAAGGAUCCUAAUAAUUUAACUAGGAGUCAGCGAUUCAUCACCUGGCUGGCAGACACUUUGCUGAUGAGGAAAGCUCUGUUUGAUCAUCUAACUGCCAGGGGAAUACAGGUUUACAUUUGGGUGCUGAAUGACGAGGAGGACUUCCAGAGGGCAUUUGAUUUGGGAGCCACGGGAGUUAUGACAGAUUUUCCCACCAGGCUUAAAGACUUCAUGGACAGGAAUGGCAUUUCUAAGCCUCAGUGACCUGCCAAAAUCUACCUCAGCCGCCCCGCACUAGUGAUUAUCCUGACUGACCUGCCAAACUAUCCCCCCACACCCCACACGCACUCACUCUAAUGCAUUCCAGCAGGGCUACUCUCACGCUGUGUUUUACAGUCGGUAGGGAUCUCCGUCACGUUCUGCAUCCUGCGCUGGUUUCAGUUUUACUGUUACACACUAAUGUCUGUAGAGUAAACUUAAAGGACACAUAUAUACACAGAUCAGCCAUAACAGUAUGAGCAACUGGGCACUCUGGUGGUCAUAAUGUUCUGCAGCACCGUACCAACAAACUGUGAUGCACUGUGUGUUCUGACACCUUUCUAUCAGAACCAGCAUGAACUGUUUCAGCAGUUCGUCUGUUGGAUCGGACCACACGGGCCAGCCCUCACUCCCCACGUGCAUCAAUGAGCCUUGGCCGCCCAUGACCCUGUCUCCGUUUCACCUCUUUUCCUUCCUUGGAGCACUUUUGAUAGGUACUGAUCACUGCAGCCAGGGAACACCCCACAAGAGCUGCAGUUUUGGAGAUGGUCUGACCCAGUUGUCACAAUGUGGCCCUUGUCAAAGUCACUCAAAUCUUCACACUGCCCAUUUUUCCUGCUUUUAACACAUCAACUUUGAGGACAAAAUGUUCACUUGCUGCCUAAUAUAUCCCACCCACUGACAGAUGCCAUGAUAACCAGAUAAUCAGUGUUAUUCACUUCACCUGUCAGUGGUCAUAGUGUUAUGGCUGAUCGGUAUAAAGAUAUAUAUAUAUAUAUAUAUAUAUAUAUAUAUAAUCUCCUUGGAGUUGUGCUCUUUGCAAGGUUUUUGUUCCCUCGCUGCACACCACGUACACAAACAAUGGUGUUUCUGAUUUCUAUCAGUAUGGCAAAGCUAUUUAAAUUAACACAAUCUCAGAGUUAUAAUAUAGGACAACAUGGCCAUUGACAUAUAGUGUUUGCAAGUAUUAUCAGUCUUGAAUUUCAGAAUAGAUUCAUGGCUUUUGGCUUGAAAAUAUAUUAUAUGUAUACAAAAUUCACUGCCACUAGGUGUCGCACUAAAGAACUAGAAUCUCAGACCAAAACAAAUGGGCGUUACAGCCCACCAGAGUCCAUUGACAAAACUAGUGAUUUCACCUUGAAGAUAAUCUUAAAAAACACUUCAAAAGGGACAUAAACUAAAUAAAACUGACUAAAAUAUUUUUUGUUAGUUUUCCAAAAAUCACCAACGGUGGUUUGAUCAAAAGAAACCCUUAAUUCUCAGAGUUAGAUGUUAAAAUUUUCACCAAACAGUCUGCAGUGGACCCCUCAAACGUCCACUUAAAGUGCUUGUUUUUACCACCGACAGGCUCAGAUUGUAAUGAGUAUCUCUACAGAGAUCAGAGGCCAGUCAAAUCCUUUUUGUUUAAUCAGAAACACCUCCUGCUCGCUACCAGGCUUCAUUGACAAAAACAGUCAUUUUACCUUGCAGGUCAUCAUUCAAAGUAGACAGAAACGAGGUAAAACUCACCAAAACCAUCUUUGUUUUCUCUGGUUUGGUCAAAAUAAAUCCUUAAUUCACCAAGGUAGAUUAGAAAAAACCCAGCCAUUUCAGUUGCUCUACUUAAAGCCAACAGUUGCACACGGAGGGACGCGCGUACACUAACAAGUGCAGCUUCAAGACACCGUUCCUCCUCUGGAUCUUUACAUAGCAAAUAGGUGUUCACCACUAUUUUAAUGUCAUAAAACGUGUAGAUAUAAACCUUCGGGUUUUACUGAUCUAAAGACAUUUUUAAACCUUACACCUUCAAGUAAAUAAUAGUUUGCAGUAUUACUGAGUCAUGGUUAAAGUAUGGUGGUAGUAAAAACACCAGCAGACGCAGCCUUUCAGCUUUAAAACAUUUUGAGGUCCGAUUUACUUCUUUUUUUUUGUACAAUCUGACUGUUUCUCAGCAGAUGCAAUAAUACACUAAUGUAGUUGUGAGAUAUGUUUGUUUGUGUCUGAUGCAGCCAAAUAUUAGUCAUAAAUAACAAAGUGCACAACAACACAAAGUCCUCGGCUACAUUAAGAUUUAGUGUGAAAAGAAUUGUGGGUACUGAGGUAGGUAACCACAGCUCCAUACUUACAACUCAACGGCACAUUCAGUUCAACUGUGGACUGUUGACACUGUUCUUUUGAUAUGUUGCUUCUGAAAGACAAUGGUUUUGUGUUGUAUAGCUGUGUAACUGUAUGUUUAUUUGUAGUUGCGUAGUCCCUUGAUUUCCCUAUGAAUCGAUGACUAGAAUGACGUUGGCAUUAAUUUUUCAUUAAUGAAUCUGAGAGAGAAAUUUUGCACAAAAUAAGAAACUUGUUUUAAUAAUGAGUCCUACCUGUUUGUGUUGAUCAUGAACAGCAUUGAACGUCACAUUCAAGAAAUAUGAACGUGUUUUUGUAAAAUGUGGACUUUAAAGUGUUUUGGCAAUACAGAAGAAGCACUGAUAAAUGUGGAUUGAUCGCUUCCUUGCAGUGACUUGAAAUUGAAAUGUAUUAGAGGCAGCAGUUCCUCGCUGUGGUUGUCACAGUGUACCGAUCGUUAGGAUUAUCAUACCACUGACAUUCUCUAAUCCCAACUUGUGACCACGCAGCGAGGGUCAGCGAUGAAUGUAGUAUUGGUUGAAUGUACGUUGUUUGGUAUAUUACUGUCAAAAAAAAUGUGUUGCUGUUUUGUUUUUUGUUUUUUGAAUUAGUGCUGUCACUGAAUUGUUAGUAUGUGUGAAAUCUGCACAGGUGUUGAGAAAACCUGUGCAUCCAAAAUCAUUAUUCUUUGAUAGAGAGGCUCGUGACUACAUUUCUUUUUAAUGAAUCUACUAUAUGAGUAUUUUGAUUACCUGUGCUGUACUGCGCGUACAAUUGUUUUGCAUGCCUAAAUGAAUAUUUAAGCUGUUGUGCUUGAAUAUGUUUCACCGAACCAGUUUGUGGGUAAUGGCUGCUAAUGCUUAAUGCCUAUCAAAAUGCCUUAUCCCACGUGGAUACUCCAGGAAAUUACAUUUAAAUUGAUUUACUGAGAUUAUUUAAGAAGUAUUUUUUUUUUUUUUAUCAAUAUCAAUAAACACCUAAAAAAUA